Molecule: messenger RNA, 993 nt
Organism: Pseudogymnoascus destructans
Lineage: Eukaryota; Fungi; Ascomycota; Leotiomycetes; Thelebolales; Thelebolaceae
Exons: 3
Coding region: 1-993 (330 amino acids)
Source: RefSeq, a predicted model, not a curated record
AUGACCAGGAUGUUGGGGGAUGUCAAGAAGCAUGAGAUGCCUGGUUCACGUCGCUCACAGUGUACCAGCGCCACUGAGGAGGCAUCAGAUACUGGGCCGCUAUCCGCCGCGAUUUCUGCUGUCAGCCCUGCAAAGCGUCCACAGAGGAACCAGGCAAGCUCGCAGACUGCUAAGAAGGCCAAGAAGGCCAGAACGGGCAUUUGGAGUGUGGAAAAUGUUCUCCAGAACCCCAAGUCUCCGUUGGCCAAUGCAAACUUAAAGGGGCUCUUUUCAAACCCGGAAGCUUGGAAUAUCCUUGACAAGGAAACCAAAGCUAAGCUUAUUAGCAUGCUACCAGAAAACUCGCAUGUUAUUGAUGAAAUUGAGGGCGAACUCCGCAUUAGUGAAAAUUUCUUGAAGUUUGAUCAAAACUGGGCCCAUUACCUGGGUCGUGCUCAAGAAGACAUUGCCGAAGGCCGCAACGAGCCCAGAUGGCUUGAGGAAGCCGCGGCAGCAUCUGAACAGCGUGCAGAUGGAGAGUUUGAUGAUAGGAAAGAUAACGAGUACGAAAUGUUCUGGGGAGUAAAGCAGAAGCUCCAAAGCAACGUUCUUACAGGGCUUUCUAGCUCCAUAAAGUUCGAUGACCUGGUCACCCGUGAGCUUAUCAGACCUGGUGACAUAUUCUUAUUCCAGAGAACCAUUGGCAAAGUUUUUAUCGAGAAAGAAAUCAAGUUUAUCGAAGUCCAAGGUUCGGGACACAAAAGGGUCCUACAAUGCUCUUUACCACCAGGCGCCUCAAAGUUUUCAAAAGGCGACGAGGAUAUAAUCACCGAAAUCAAUGGGCCUGAGCGCAUGUGCAAAGCUGCCGUAGAGGCCGAUGGCCGUGUGGAGGGAAAGCUACCAAAUGGCAACUCCUGGAAGACCAUUCGCGUCUUGCGCAACAACCAAGACCUCGGCACUCUUUGGGAUAUUCGCCAGGCUCUUCACUUUUCACUUCAAGGAGAUGAUGACUGA